Olea europaea var. sylvestris is the source of this 1477-nucleotide messenger RNA. RefSeq names its product gibberellin 20-oxidase-like protein. Lineage: Eukaryota; Viridiplantae; Streptophyta; Magnoliopsida; Lamiales; Oleaceae. The record is from RefSeq and is a predicted model, not a curated record. The coding region runs from base 370 to 1332 and encodes 320 amino acids. Gene Ontology annotation, molecular function: dioxygenase activity. The transcript is spliced from 2 exons.
GCAAGCUCCAAGUUGCCCAUAUCUUUAUAAUGAUGACAUUCUAUAAUGGCUGCUCAUAAAGGCUGCCUUAGCUGUCACUUCCUCUCCUAUAAUGUUUACAUAUAAAUUUAAUAGCAAAUGGAAAUACUGUAGAAAUACUUGUGCUUAAAAGAUAUUUCUGCUUCUAACUGAGCUGUUAUUAUAAAGUCAAGUGAGAGAUUAGAGAUAUAAGGUAACCGUAACACAGAAUGAUGGCUUAACUUCUUCUGGGGCUAUAUAUAAUGCCUGUAUGCUAAUUAGUGUAAAUUUCUUUUCCAUAUAAUUUUUGAUAAAUUGUUUAUAUAAUUGCCAAACCCCAGUGGAAAAGCCACCAUUUUUUGUUUUCUAAAAAUGAUUCCUGAAUCUGAAACACUCUUAGAACUCCCUGUAUUAGAUGUUUCUCAGCAAUUGUGCCCAUCUUCUUUGUCCUCUUUGGCUGCAGCCUGCAAAGAGUGGGGUUUCUUCCAAAUCAUUAAUCAUGGAAUCUCCAAAGAUCUUUACAACAAAAUUUGCACUCACUCAAAAAGCAUUUUCAGCCUCCCUAUCGAGACAAAAAUUAAACUAGGUCCUUUAUCACCAUAUAAGACUUACACUCCUCAUUUCAUAGCCUCGCCCUUUUUUGAGAGCCUUAGAGUUUCAGGACCAGACUUCACAGAUUCUGCUCAGAGUUCUGUAGAAGUUCUCAUUGGUGAACAUGAUUCUGAAUUCAGUGAGGUAUUGCAAGAAUAUGGGAGCAAAAUGUCUGAGUUAUCUAAGGGAGUCCUUAAGCUCGUAUUAAGAACUAUAGGAGCUGGAAUUGAGACAAAAUAUUAUAAUUCUGAGUUUAAGAAUUGCCAUGGAUAUUUGAGAAUAAACAACUAUAUGGCUCCAGAGAGUUCAGACGAAGAAGCUGAGGGUCUUGGAAUGCAUACUGAUAUGAGCUGUGUGACAAUCGUUUAUCAAGAUGAAAUAGGAGGACUUCAAGUGCGAUCAAAGGAUGGAAAAUGGAUGAACAUCGUCCCAUCUGAAGAAACCCUAGUGGUAAAUAUUGGUGACAUGUUGCAAGCUUGGAGCAAUGAACAACUGAGAUCAUCGGAGCAUAGGGUUGUUUUGAAGAAACGCGUGAAUCGUUUCUCUCUAGCUUUCUUCUGGUGCUUUGAGGACGAGAAAGAGGUGUUGGCACCUGAUGAAGUUGUGGGUGAUGGAAACAAAAGGAUUUACGGGCCAUUUGUCUGUUCAGACUAUUUAAAGUUCCGUGAGAGCAACGAGAAAGGUAGGUUUGAGAAAGUUGGAUUUACAGUUAAAGAUUUUGCUGGGAUUGGAUUUCCAAUGUAAAAGCCUGAAUUUGGUGCUUGUUGCAUAGCAUCUACACAGUUCAUCCAAUCAUCAGGCUAGGCUUAGAGUAGGAUAUUGCAUUGUGAAAAGCAUUUUGUAUCUAGUUGGUUUGUCAUAAUAUGUGCUAAAAAUAAUUGCUUGUGUA